AUGGUCUUUGAUAAAGCCAUGCUACCGUCUCGUUCCACGUUCAACGAUAUGAGGGUGUACAUGAAGUACAAGUCCCACAAGUGGGGUUCUAAGUUAUUCAUGCUGUGUUGUUCUACGACAGCGUAUUGCAUCCGAGUGAGAGCAGGGACGACAAGCUCUACCGACUACAAAUCUGGACCGGCUGCAGUCGCGCGUAAUCUCAAGGGAAUUUUCCGGUCCUACAUCUCCUGUGAAUGGAGACAUGCGACUGGUAGUGACGGACAGAUUCUACAUAGCUGUCCCGCUGAGCAUGCAGCUCCUGACAAUAAUGAGGGACGUUCGUUGUUGCCGAAGCGUUACAGUUUCCAAACAUGCGUGGGAAACGCGUUCAGUUCACAUGCUGAGUACCGGUGGGAGCGUGGAGAUGAACAGAAUAUUGUCGCCCUUGGUGUUAUCAACGCAUACAUCGUGUACAAUGCCGCGCGCGCAAAAACAAACUUGCCUAAGCUCAGUCACGUAAAGUUCGUGAAGCAGCUCCAUCUGGAGCUGGUUCAACUCCGCGAGGCAGACUGGGACAACUUGCUGACCAACAAAUACCUACAAGCUACACAUUCAAAGCCGUUUCGCCCAGAUCUACGUCGACAAGAUGCUCACCAACCUCUCCAGAACGAUGAACGGCGCCGGGACAACAACAAUCAAGGCCGGAAGCGACGUACGAGUAUCCAGGAUACAUAUCCCUUCCAGGUGAUUUCCAUGGAGCACAUUCCGUCAUUGCCAAAGUCGUUCAAAGGAAACACCGAAGUGCUGAUUUGGGCAGACUUGUUCACCGGUUACGUAAUAGCCAAGGCUAGUCCGUCGAGAGAGGCGCAGACAGUGGCUGAGAAUUACGAGGAAUGCGUCUUCCGUCGCUUCGGCGCAAGCGAAGUCAUCCGACAUGACCGGGAGCCGGGCUUUAUGUCGGACUUCUUCCGUGCCUUCAACCGGAUCAUGAAGAUGGGACAGAGCGCAACGAUUACUUACCGUCAACAAGGGAACGGCAAAGCCGAGCGAACGGUGCAAAGCCUGACACGAGCCGUGAAGUUGUACGUCACUGAUGUACAAUCAGCAAGACUGGGACGACUAUUCAAAGCGGCUGGCCUAUGCGCUGUAUACGGAGCACGAUCUAGUGAGGGGAGAAACGUCAUUCUUCCUCGUCUACGUACCGACGGGACCCGCGGUCGACACUUGAAGCGGUUGUUUCGGUGGGAUCGACACGCCACCGCAAUUGUGAUGCGGGAUAUGGAGGAACAGUGCCGCAGAGCCAGGGAAGCAGUCAACGAGAAUCUGCGCGAUGCGAUCAAGUCUAGAGCUGACCAUAACAACAAAACGAAAACGUCCGACCACACCGGAUUGAGGAAGACACACAAGUGUGACUUUAGCUGGACCGCGUAA
Molecule: messenger RNA, 1410 nt
Organism: Phytophthora megakarya
Lineage: Eukaryota; Oomycota; Peronosporomycetes; Peronosporales; Peronosporaceae
Source: the annotation of a GenBank genome assembly